AACUAAAACAAGUCCAGCUAGUCUGUCAGCAUUGACAAAGGUUUACACCACCAACACUGAGAUCACAAAACAUUUCGUAGUUAGAGAGGUGAGGUUUCAGGAACAGAAUCUAGAAUAUAAUCUCUUUAUUCUAGGAUAGUAAGGUUGAAGGAACAGAAUAUAGAAUCAAAUGACAGCAAAACCAACAAGCCAAGCUUCACUCUCCAAGGAGGACCUGCUUUGUCCUGUGUGUUGUGAGGUAUUCAGCCUUCCCGUUCUGCUGAAAUGUGGCCAUAACUCCUGUAAGGAGUGUUUAAAAAAGCUGUGGGAAUGGAAGGGAGGCAGAGAAUGCCCCGUGUGUCGAACCACGUCGAGCUCAGAGAGGCCUCCUAUCAACCUGGCCCUAAAGAUAGCAGCCGACAUGUUUACAGAGCAGAGGACGACCAGGGGAGAGGAGAGCACAGUGGAGGAGUGGUGCCUUCUUCACAACGAGAAGCUGAAGCUAUUCUGUCACAACGAUGAGGAGCCAAUUUGUGUCGUCUGUCAGCUUUCUAACCGACACAAUGUACAUGCGUGCUGCCCUGUAGAGGAGGCUGCUCUGGAGAAAAAGAUAGAGGUCUCAGCCAAGCUUGAUUCAUUGCAGAAACACCUGAAAAUACUCAACAAGACUAAAGAGGAUUGGGAAGAAACCAAAAAUUACUUAAAGAGCCAGGCAGACCAGACGGAGCGACAGAUGAAGGAGGAGUUUGAGAGAUUCCACCAGUUCUUGAGGGAGGAGGAGAAGAACAGAGUGGUCAAGUUGAAACAGGAAGAGGAGAACAAAACUCAGGUGAUGUGUAUGAAGUUGGAGUACAUCGAGGAGAGGAUCGCUGCCCUCACAGACACCAUCAGUGAAGUAGAGACGUCUAUACGAGCGGAUGAUGUGAAGUUUUUACAGGACUACAAGAAGACAAAGAGCAGGACCAAAGGUCCCCUGAGAGAGCCAGAGUGUAUCAGAGGAAUCCUCAUAGACGCUGCCAAACAUCUGCAAUCACUCAAGUUUGGAAUCUGGAAGAAGAUGGCAGACAUUGUCCAAUGGGUCCCCAUAACCCUGGACCCCAACACAGCCCAGUCCAACCUCAGCUUCUCUGAGGAGUUCAGCAGGGUGAGGUACAGCAGAAAGAAGCUCCUGCCAGACAACCCCGAGCGCCUUACUAGCCGCAUCUCUGUCCUGGGAGCUACAGGAUUCACCUCCGGAAGACACAGCUGGACCGUAGAGGUGGGCCAGAGCAGAGACUGGUACAUCGGAGUCGCCCGAGAGUCCAUCAAACGCAAGUCCACCAUCUUCCUCAACCCUGCUGAGGGAUUCUGGGUAAUCGGGUUGUGUAACGGGGAGUCGUACUGGGCCCAGACGUCCCCGCGGACGCGCCUGGAGGUGAAGAGAGAGAGGAAGCCGUGGAGAAUCACUAUAGAGCUGGACUACGACCGAGGGAAGGUGCUGUUUCUGAACGCAGUAGACUCAACGGUGAUACACAUGUUCAAAGAGAGGUUCACUGAGAGGAUCUUUCCUUAUUUUGCUCCUGGGAUGUAUGAGGAGGGAAACACCUCCCAUCCCCUCAACAUCUGUCCCCUGACUAUAUCUAUAGAGGUACUGGACCAGAUUAAACUACCAUAAUACCAUCUGUCCCCUGACUAUAUCUAUAGAGGUACUGGACCAGAUUAAACUACCAUAACACCAUCCAUCCCCUGACUAUAUCUAUAGAGGUACAGGACCAGAUUAAACUACCAUAACACCAUCUGUCCCCUGACUAUAUCUAUAGAGGUACUGGACCAGAUUAUACUACCAUAACACCUCCCAUCCCCUCACCAUCUGUUCCCUGACUAUAUCUAUAGAGGUACAGGACCAGAUUAUACUACCAUAACACCUCCCAUCCCCUCACCAUCUGUCCCCUGACUAUAUCUAUAGAGGUACUGGACCAGAUUAAACUACCAUAAUACCAUCUGUCCCCUGACUAUAUCUAUAGAGGUACAGGACCAGAUUAUAAUACUAUAACACCAUCUGUCCCCUGACUAUAUCUAUAGAGGUACAGGACCAGAUUAAACUACCAUAAUACCAUCCAUCCCCUGACUAUAUCUAUAGAGGUACAGGACCAGAUUAAACUACCAUAACACCUCCUAUCCCCUCACCAUCUGUCCCCUGACUAUAUCUAUAGAGGUACAGGACCAGAUUAAACUACCAUAACACCAUCUGUCCCCUGACUAUAUCUAUAGAGGUACAGGACCAGAUUAUAAUACCAUAACACCUCCCAUCCAAUGACCAUCCAUCCCCUGGCUAGCCAUUUGUAAUCACCAUCACUAUUCAGUAGUCAAGUGUGCAAAAGAUGUAUAGUCAACCAUAUUAUAAUUAUAGCCAUUGAUAAAGGUCAGAAAAUGUUUAGUAGCAAACCAGCUAGUGGAUCUUGUGUAUUUCUGACCAUGCGUGUUUAUAAUAAACUUUGUGUACUUAUAGAAGGUAACCUUAUAUGCUGUACUUAUAGAAGGUACUCUUAUAUGCUGUACUUAUAAAGGAACCCUUAUAUGCUGUACUUAUAGAAGAUACCGACAGACAGGUUGAAAUAAUUCAGCAGUAAUCUAUUAAAUAAAACUAUCUAUUGGAUUUAAAAAGGUCAAUAA
Salmo salar (Atlantic salmon) is the source of this 2631-nucleotide messenger RNA. RefSeq names its product E3 ubiquitin-protein ligase TRIM39. The record is from RefSeq and is a predicted model, not a curated record. NCBI's taxonomy places the organism in Eukaryota, Metazoa, Chordata, Actinopteri, Salmoniformes, Salmonidae. Gene Ontology annotation, molecular function: protein binding; zinc ion binding.